AGUGUCCCGGGUGAAAGCACCAACUUCAAACCGGUGUCUGCGCUUUAUCAUCCCGCCUCAGCGCCGCGCUCCUCGGGCGCGGACCGUGCUGCGCCUGUCCCCGCGCCACAGGCGGGAGGGGUAGGAAAGCCCGCCACGGUUCUCGUCCCGUGGAGCCUGGUAGCUCUUGAGACCCUUACGGUUUACCGGUAUUCAGAAUGAAUCUGGAAAAGCUCAGCAAACCAGAACUACUGACGCUAUUUAGUAUUCUUGAAGGAGAACUAGAAGCAAGAGAUCUUGUCAUAGAUGCCUUAAAGGCCCAGCACAGAAACACUUUCAUUGAAGAACGCUAUGGAAAGUACAACAUCAGUGACCCAUUAAUGGCUCUGCAGAGAGAUUUUGAGAUGCUGAAGGUGGGAAAUCAUGGCGAAAAGCAACCAGUUUGCUCCAAUCCUUUGUCUAUCCUAAAAGUAGUGAUGAAACAUUGCAAGAAUAUGCAGGAAAGAAUGCUCUCUCAACUAGCUGCUGCAGAAAGCAGGCACAGAAAGGUGAUACUGGAUCUUGAGGAAGAGAGGCAGCGGCAUGCCCAGGACACUGCUGAAGGAGAUGAUGUCACCUACAUGUUGGAGAAGGAGCGGGAGCGGCUGACUCAGCAGCUGGAAUUUGAAAGGACCCAAGUGAAAAAAUUUGAAAAAGAACAGAAGAAGCUGUCGAGCCAGUUGGAGGAAGAGAGGGCACGCCACAAGCAGCUGUCCUCCAUGCUUGUGCUGGAGUGCAAGAAAGCCACAGCCAAGGUAGUGGAAGAGGGACAGAAGGCAGGGGAGCUGAGCUUGAAACUGGAGAAAGAGAGGAGCAAAGUGAGCAAGCUGGAGGAGGAGUUGGCCUCCAAGAAGAAGCGGGGUUUGCAGAUGGAGGCACAGGUGGAAAAGCAGCUCUCCGAGUUCGACAUUGAAAGAGAACAGCUGAGAGCCAAGCUGAACCGAGAAGAGAACCGGACAAAGGUACUCAAGGAAGAGGUGGAGAGCCUGAAAAAAGCCCUGAAAGAACUGGAGGUUCCUUGCCAGGGCACCAACCCUGCUGAGCACUCACAGCAAAACCCCUCAAUGAUGUCCAGAAGUGUAGAAACAGAGAGCCUACUGGUGAGGUCUGUGUCUUGCCAGACAGAAAGUUCCCAGGCAGACAGAACCAAUCUGGGCAAUGCGGGCAUAACUGCACACAUGGCCCUUCCCAGCCCUGGCACACCUACCCAUCCCUAUGCUAAAGCAAAUGGGCACUGUGACACAGACAUGCAAACAAGGGGUGAGCUAGUGCAGACAGACAUAGCAGAGAACCAGGCACUGCUGAGAGAGAAGCCUGUUGGUCCAGUCCCAGAAAGUGCAGUUGAGAAUGGAAGUUCCCCUGUAAGAACAGAAUCUCCUGUGUGUAUGAUCCCACAGCUUCCUUCUGGUGGGACGUCUCUCUCUCCCAGCAGCACAGCUGCCUCAUCUCUGACAUCUUCUCCAUGCUCGUCCCCAGUUCUGACUAAACGUUUGGUAGGAGCUUCAGGAAACAGCCCUGGUUACCAGUCGUCCUAUCAGGUGGGGAUCAACCAACGUUUCCAUGCUGCCAGACACAAAUUCCAGUCCCAAGCUGAUCAGGACCAUCAGUCGAGUGGACUGCAGAGCCCACCAUCGAGGGAUUUGUCUCCUACCCUUGCAGACAACUCCGCUGCCAAACAGUUAGCCCGCAACACAGUCACUCAGGUUCUUUCCAGAUUCACCAGUCAGCAGGGACCUAUAAAGCCAGUCUCUCCGAAUAGCUCGCCCUUUGGCACAGACUAUCGGAAUCUGGCAAACGCUGUGAGUCCAAAAAGCGAGUCCAGCCCAGGCAAAGUUUCUAGCCCGCUGAGCCCAUUGUCUCCUGGAAUUAAAUCCCCAACAAUCCCUAGAGCAGAAAGAGGGAACCCUCCUCCUAUUCCUCCAAAGAAACCUGGCCUGGUUCAGUCCCCGGUGACUCCUACCCCACUAACCAAAACCCCUUCCCAGGCAUCCUCUCUUGGUGCCACCAUGGACUUGGCAAGUAGCUGCUCUAACAAUGCUGUAGUAGCAAACGGUAAAGACAUUGAGAUACUGUUGCCAACUAAUAGCUAGUCUUUAGGAAAUGUGAAUGUAGCAUUCCAUGGCUUAGCAUCCUAGAGCUAAGAGACACUGUUUUAUCCACUCCAUGUUAUUUAUUUGGGUAGUAGCAGAAUGUGUCUGUAUAAUACCUUUAGUGUACUUUCUUUUUAGAAAUAGGUAGGAAAUAAUUUUUAUAUUGAUGUAUAAACCUUAACUAUAGAGCUGUAAGGUAGCCCCCAAGGGUGUCUCAUGUCAGCAGUCAAAUGAAACAAGGAGGGAAGAAAAUGUGCUGGGAGCUGACUAGCAAACUAUAAUGGGGCUGAAGCAUUUUAAUUUAUGCAGAAAUCACUUGUGCAGAUUUUUAUUCCAGAUGAACACUGUAUAAAAAGUGCCUGAACUAAGCCUGUGGUAUGAAUUUGGUUUUCUGUAGAAAACAAAGGGACCAUCUAACCACAGAAAUAACAGCUCUUCUAUGAAUCAUGAAUGUUUGAAUCACUGGUUUUUAAUCCUUUCCAAUUGUUCUUAAAUCAAGUUUGUAAACAACGUGCUACAGAAUGUAAAUCUUUCAAAGGUGACCACAGAGUGGCCCCAGUUUUGCCGUCAUGUUAGGAUGUAGCUCCUGUUGACAUCAGAGGAGAUGCACAUGAGUGUGUUAGGGCAGAUUUUGGUCCUGCUGUUUAGCUCUGUGCAACCCAAUCCCUUCUUUUUUCCACGGGAGUUGUCCAAAACCAGUGACAGCAUUAAACAGUCAGGGUGGUAGUUUCCUGCAGUUCAUUAAUUUCCCACAUCGGUGUCUCGCUGUAGGUUAAAUGGCUAAGGAUUCAUUCCUGGUGCUUCACCUUUGGUUUUAAACUUCUUCAAGCAAUCUACUGUUUGUGUGUGUGUGUGUGUGUGUGUGUGUGUGUGUGUGUAAAACUUGUGAGAUAAGGAUCUUGCUAUUACUUGAAAAGAAAUCGCUAGUCAUUCUAUACAGUAAGAUGGGAUCUUUACUAAUAAUCAAAAGCAAUAACUUAAGUUGCUCACUUUGUAACAAGACUGUAUGUCAGACUGAGAUUUUACUGAGCAGUUUGCUGUAGGAUCCUGCUAGCCUCACUGGCUGCAGCUGUGGAACCAAAUUAUUAACUUUCAUAUAUAAAUAUGCAUAUAUGUAUAGAUAGAUGCACCGAUAUACAUGUUACACACACAAUGCAUAUUACGCUUAGUCUGGUUAUGUUAUUGAAGAAAAGGUAAAAAUACACUCUAAGAUUAUAAAACAAGAGUAGGUUGGGGUUUUUUUAUUAGAAAAAACCAUCUGCCUGACUUUUGGAGUUCAGUUUCCAACAGAUUCAAUAAUUUUUACCUGUGCUGUGAAUUAAAUGGUGAGUCUACAGACCUCACUGCAAACCUAUGCUACUCACAUUCAAUUAGGACAGUGUGUGAAGACACUACAGUAAUGGACACUAAAUAGAACAGAUUAGGGUUACAGCCUGGAAUCUAGCCUGAAUGAGUGUGUAUCCCAAAUGCCAAGUGGCACAGAUUACGAGACUCUGAUCCUAAACUUAUAAAUCAGUUUUGCUGCUUGAUUUUUAGCCCUUCUGCCUACAGCAACAUAGGGCCUGGAGAAGUGUUUCCCACAGUUGGGGGCUUGCUCCUCUGUUUUAGUUAUUCAGCACACAACUAACCAAAGCACUUGAUCCUUUAUUUUAGGAAAGAUUCCUGCAGUGGUUGGGAGGAUGUACUCCUAUACAGGCUAUAAUAGGUCUCUUCCAGCUCUGAGUCUUAAUUUAUAGGACAUCAGAAUUCUUGAACUGCUUUAGUAGAUGGUGUCCUAGCCAACCCUUUUCUACCCCCCCACACAUAAGAACGGCCAUACUGGGUCAGACCAAAGGUCCAUCUAGCCCAGUAUCCUGUCUUCUGAAAGUGGCCAAUGUCACGUUCCCCCAGAGGGAAUGAACAAAACAGGUAACCAAGUG
Messenger RNA from Mauremys mutica (yellowpond turtle), 4027 nucleotides. RefSeq names its product CTTNBP2 N-terminal like (gene CTTNBP2NL). NCBI's taxonomy places the organism in Eukaryota, Metazoa, Chordata, Testudines, Geoemydidae. The transcript is spliced from 5 exons. The record is from RefSeq and is a predicted model, not a curated record. The coding region runs from base 198 to 2108 and encodes 636 amino acids.